AUGAAGAUCUUCCACUAUCCUUGCUUGGAAGACAACUACGCCUACAUGAUCAUCGACGAAGCCACGAGAGAAGCUGCAGUUGUGGAUCCCGUGGAGCCUGAGAAGCUCGUGGAGGCUGCCGGUGAGCAUGGGGUUCAGAUCAAGCUUGUUCUCACCACACAUCAUCACUGGGAUCAUGCAGGGGGGAAUGCAAAGAUGAGGGAGAUGAUCCCUGGGAUCAAAGUCUAUGGAGGUUCACUUGACAAGGUGCAGGCUUGCACUGACAAAGUUGAUCAUGGUGACAAGAUAUCCCUUGGUGCCGAUGUUAAUAUACUGACUCUUCAUACCCCUUGCCACACUAAAGGCCACAUAAGUUACUAUGUCACUGGCAAGGAGGGAGAGGACGCAGCUGUUUUCACAGGUGACACCUUGUUUAUUGCUGGCUGUGGUAAGUUUUUUGAGGGAACAGCUGAGCAGAUGCACGAUUCACUCUGUGUAACAUUGGCUUCAUUGCCAAAGCCUACCCAAGUGUACUGUGGCCAUGAGUACACAGUGAAGAAUUUACAGUUUGCACAAACGGUUGAGCCCGAUAAUGCAAAGAUAAAGCAAAAGUUAUCUUGGGCACAGCAGCAAAGGCAGGCAGGACUUCCUACCAUCCCUUCAACCAUUGAGCAAGAGCUGGAGACGAACCCAUUUGUUCGCGCUGAUCUUCCUGAAAUCCAGUCAAAAGUCGAGUGCAAGUCCCCUGUUGAAGCUCUUGGGAAGAUCAGGCAGAUGAAGGAUAGCUGGAGAGGCUAA
Messenger RNA from Linum trigynum, 777 nucleotides. The record is from the annotation of a GenBank genome assembly. Lineage: Eukaryota; Viridiplantae; Streptophyta; Magnoliopsida; Malpighiales; Linaceae.